Messenger RNA from Microstroma glucosiphilum, 902 nucleotides. RefSeq lists its product as hypothetical. The transcript has 2 exons. The record is from RefSeq and is a predicted model, not a curated record. Bases 111 to 833 code for a protein of 240 amino acids. Lineage: Eukaryota; Fungi; Basidiomycota; Exobasidiomycetes; Microstromatales; Microstromataceae.
UCCCUCACCGAUGGAAAUCCUCGAGUCUUUGAUCGAGUGGCCAGCUGCUCUACACUUGUCGGAAGGCAGAUGCUCGAUGAGCUGAGGCCUUCCCCGGCGGCGAACAUCACAUGCCUCACGUGCUGCUCGAGCUACCUUUAUCCGCCGCCAUUGCGAUUGACAGCGGCGGGCUUCAGAGCAGGAUCACAACACCGACGGAUCAUUCUGUUGCUUCUCGACUGUACAAGAGGUCUGAUUGGAGCAACGAAAACUUCUAUGACAAUACGCUCAACGGGUCGAGGACAGCGAAGAUGGCAAAGAAUGAUCUCGAUCAUUUGAGGGUCCGUGAUCUCCUGCGCAGAGACUGGAAAAAUAGGUCUUUUGUGCUGGACAGAGCAUCAAGUCUCAUACUGACAGACAGUCUGGUCUAUGACCGUCGCAUGCACAGGCGGCAUCGUACAGACCCGCAGAGAUCUACCAAAUCCUACUCGUCAGCUCUGUCGAUCCAAAUCACAACCGAGCAGUCAGUCGGCGACUUCUUCGCCAUCGAACGUGAUUGGACAAGUGAGAUCGAGGCUGGCAUUACACUGGUCCUUCUUGGCUACAAGGUGAAGGUUGAAGGCAAUGGAAUUCCUUCGCUUUACAGCGAGACAGUAGGAGGCGCAGACGAGGACUACCCGGAUUGGCUAAGGCGAUGUAUGGGCAGGCAAUUGACGAUCAGCUCACGGCAGCAGCAAUUCGCAACAAGGAAGUAUCAGAAGGAGUGCUCCGCGCAAGGUCAAAGAGCGCCAAAUCGCACUCGUCGUCCGCGCAGGCCACCGCAGCAGCGAAGCAGAAGCCCACUCUCUUUUUAAGCAUGUCUCACGCGCCUUCGAUAAGAGCGAGGUCCUUCUCGGAAAACGCUGGGAGCACAGCAAGGAAUU